This is a messenger RNA of Angiostrongylus costaricensis, 201 nucleotides long. The record is from the annotation of a GenBank genome assembly. NCBI's taxonomy places the organism in Eukaryota, Metazoa, Nematoda, Chromadorea, Rhabditida, Metastrongylidae.
AUGGCCGGCUCAUUUGGUCGACUGAUUGCUCCACUUCUUACCAGUGUGCUGUACGUGAACUUUGGUCCGAGAAUUCCAUGGAUUACACAGAUCGUGCAAAUUUCCGUGAUUAUCUCAUUAUGGUUAGGCUUUUCUAAGAAAAUGGUUCCACUUAAUGUGGACUCUCAAGAGACCGUAUCCUCUCAGGAGGAGAAGUUCUAG